AUGGAAGCCACCUGCCCCUCUGCUGCCUGUGUUCAAUCCCAGUGCAUUGGGACCAAGUGUGCGGAUUCCACUUGCACUGACGCUAAGUGCAUGGAAGCCAAGUGCACGGACGCGCAGUGCUUAACUAAGUGCUGCGAGUCCAAGUGCCCCGCGUGCCCCGACUGUGCCCUUGACGUGAGAGGUGGGGAGGAGGAAAAGGCAGCAAUGAAAACCGGGAAAGCGGCGGAGUGGGAGGAGCAGGAGGGGCGGGAGGAGAGUGAGGAGAGUGAGGAGAGGCAGAUGAGGGAGGCGGUGGCGCUGUCGUCGCUGCGAGCAGUGGCGUACACGCUGGAGGCCGGUAUCAUCUUCCACUCCAUCUUCAUUGGCAUCGCACUCGGGGCGAACCAUGACAGCGCUGAGAUCAAGGGCCUAGCCAUUGCCCUCGUCUUCCACCAGGGCUUUGAGGGCAUAAGUCUUGGUACUGCAGUUGCUCCGUGCCGCUUCUCUCACCUCAAGACCCUGUUCAUGGGGCUGCUUUUCGCAUUCACCACGCCUCUGGGCGUGGCUAUAGGAUUGGCCGUCCAUUCUUCGUAUAACUCCAACAGCCAGGCAGCUCUUGCGACUGAGGGCGCGUUCAAUGCCGUAUCCGCCGGCAUCCUCAUUUACAACGGACUCGUUGACUUAAGCACAAGGGUGUGGGGGGGGGUCAAUCACCGUGGAGAAGGGAUUGUGCUAAGGCGUUAUAAGCUAGAACUUCCGUUCUUCACUUCCCCACCUCACCCUCUUUCCUUCCUGGCACCUCUCCCUCGCCCUCGCCAGAAGCACAAGGACGUGGCAGGGCGGAUCGCUGUGGAGAACCCAAAUGCGCCCAGAAAGGCCACAGGAAGGGAUCAUAAGCACAAGGGCGUUGCAGGGCUGAUCGCAGUGGAGAACCCAAAUGCGCCCAGAAAGGCUGCGGUCAAGAUUUCCCAGGCGGAUACCAAUGCCACCACUCAACUCUCUCGCCGUGAAAGGGAGGAGAUAGAGAAGGAAAGGUCAAAGGAGCGGUACAUGAAGCUGCAGGAGCAGGGCAAGACAGAGCAGUCUAAAAAGGACCUUGAACGCUUAGCUCUUAUUCGCCAGCAACGGGAAGAGGCGGCUAAGAAGAAAGAGGAGGAGCGCUUGGCUCUGCCUGUAGCUCUGCCUGUAGCUCUGCCUGUAGCUCUGCCUGUUGCUCUGCCUGUAGCUCUGCCUGUUGCUCUGCCUGUUGCUCUGCCUGUUGCUCUGCCUGUUGCUCUGCCUGUUGCUCUGCCUGUAGCUCUGCCUGUUGCUCUGCCUGUUGCCCUGCCUGUUGCUCUGCCUGUUGCUCUGCCUGUUGCUCUGUUACCAUUCAUUUAG
Messenger RNA from Closterium sp. NIES-65, 1356 nucleotides. Lineage: Eukaryota; Viridiplantae; Streptophyta; Zygnematophyceae; Desmidiales; Closteriaceae. The record is from the annotation of a GenBank genome assembly.